Messenger RNA from Seriola aureovittata, 1293 nucleotides. RefSeq names its product CD82 antigen. Gene Ontology annotation, cellular component: membrane. The transcript is spliced from 8 exons. Lineage: Eukaryota; Metazoa; Chordata; Actinopteri; Carangiformes; Carangidae. Bases 73 to 1032 code for a protein of 319 amino acids. The record is from RefSeq and is a predicted model, not a curated record.
CCCGACUGAAGAACCUCCUGAUGACUGAACAGAACCAGAACUGAUGAGACUGAUGAACAGAUGUGACGAGAGAUGAAGCUGGAGGUGAAGAUUCAGCUGUUGAAGUUCUUCUCUGCAGUUUUCAACUCCCUCUUCCUGGCUCUGGGUCUGAGUGUUGCCGGCUGUGCAGUUUGGAUCCUGUUUGGCAAAGGAAACUUUCUGACCGUCCUCUCCUCUGUGGAGUUGACUACAGUAGCUUUCGGGCUGUUGAUCAUUGGUGGAGUGGUUGUAUCAGUCAGUGUUGUUGGAUGUAUUGGAGCUGAUGGAGAGCACAGAUUUCUGCUACUGACCUACCUGGGCUUCCUGAUCAUCCUGGUCCUGGGCCAGCUGUUCGUCACCCUGCUGCUGCUCAUCAGCAGGAACAAGAUUGAACAGAGUCUGGACGCAGCAGUGGAUCAGAUCAUCCUUCAGUACGGAGGCAGCAGCUCUCAGGACGCACUGAUGGACAACGUGCAGCACUAUGGGAAGUGCUGCGGCAGGACGGGGCCAGCUGAUUGGCUGAAGAACUCCUAUAUCCAGAGUCUGAACCUGACCAGACCAGACGUACUUCCUUGUUCCUGUUUCAGCUCGUAUCGUCGCAGCUUUAACUUGUCCUGGUGCUCAGAGCUGCUGAACUACACCGAGCCGCUGUACGGACGAGGAAACAGCUCGUAUGACCAGGGCUGCAGGCAGACGCUGAGUGUGUGGCUGCAGGAAAAUGCUUUGACCAUCCUCGGUAUGGACGUCAGCCUCGUUCUGAUCCAGGUGCUUCAGUUUGUGGUCAUGGUCUACCUGUACCGCGCGGUUGGAAGGAAAGCCUCUUUGAAACGAUCCAAUCGGCUCAUUGACCCUGACCACGCCCACCUAGACCACGCCCCAGCAGAAGACCCCGACUAUGGGGAGCAGAACGACGCCUCCCCAGACCCCAAUGGUGGUUAUAUACACACCGCUUAUCACCAUGACAACCAGAAUCACAACCGGGUGUACAUGGAGCCGGCUCAGGGCUACAGCUGAGGUGAUGUUUGGAUCACAGCUGAACUUCAUUAAAUCUGUAAUUGUAACAGAAACAUAAACAGUUCUGAGCUGUUUGUUCAUUUUCUAUCAGUUUGUAAGAAAGAAAAGUUUAUUAAUGUGACAUGGAAACAACGUGAUUCACAAACAGACGAUAAAUAAAGAUUUGAAAGAAGGAGAGAACGUUCAUUUAGACAAAGAACAUCAGGUAACAUGAGAACAGCUGGCUGCAGCUGGAGAGAUUUCACAGGUGUGUGCUGCUGA